AGUCAAUCAAAAUCUUGUAGACAUGGCGUUUCUUUUGCUCUUGUCCAUCGUCUCCAUUUUCCUCCGCUCCAAAUCCUCAGCCGAGCUAAUAACAUCUCUCCCGGGACAACCCGAGAUUAAUGUAGGCUUUAAGCAGUAUUCCGGUUACAUUAUAACAAACGCCGAGCAUGGCCGAGCUCUUUUCUACUACUUUGUCGAGGCCCAGUCGCCCGACCCAUCCUCGCGGCCCUUGACCUUGUGGCUGAAUGGAGGACCGGGUUGUUCCUCGGUUGGUUUCGGGGCUUUCAUGGAGCACGGGCCAUUUAAACCCGGACAAAAUGGAUCGCUUAUCAAGAAUGAUUAUUCGUGGAACUUGGAAUCAAACAUGUUGUACGUGGAGUCUCCGAUCGGGGUAGGAUUCUCAUACUCAAACACAAGGUCAGACUAUGAAAACUGGAACGAUACACAAACCGCUCAAGAGAACUUGCAGUUCCUCCUAAAUUGGUAUGAAGAAUUCCCACAACACAGGAAUUCGGACUUGUUCCUGACUGGUGAAAGCUACGCAGGUCAUUAUAUUCCGCAGCUUGCGGCCUUAUUACUUGACUACAACGAUAGGCCCGAUACCAAACAAAUAAUCAAUCUCAAAGCUAUUGCUCUUGGAAAUCCUCUUUUAGACCUUGACAUCAGCGUACGGUCCGAGGAUUUCCUGUGGGCACACGGCGUGAUAACGGACAGAACCCGCCAGUUACUGAAGAAGGAGUGCAACGCGUCGCGAUCCGUACGAGAAGCCAUCUACAAUCAUCAGACUGAUCAGUGCAUAUACGUCGAAGGCAAAUCCUCCAGCGAAAUGGGAGAUGAUACCCAGACCGAUGAUCUCCUCCUGCCGAUAUGUGUGUCCAAGACCUCGGUCAAUCAACUCGAUAUUCAGGGCAUUAGGGGAAGGACAAGGUCGAAAGUGGGGGAUCCAUGCCUCAACGACAGGAUAUUUACAUACCUGAAUAGGCCUGAAGUCCAAAGGGCCCUCUAUGCCAACACCACUAACGUCCCUUCCCGUUGGAAAUUCUGCGGAGGGCCUCUUCAGUAUCAAUAUGAAAAUGUAGACACUAACCUCAUCCCCCUAAUCGAAGAUCUCAUCAUGGCAGACAUCCCCAUCUGGUUUUACAGUGGGGACCAAGAUACAAAAAUCCCACUCACUCAGACAAGAAUCAUAGCCAAUAAAGUGGCAAGCCAUUUGGGGCUGCUUCCAUUCACUGAUUAUGGUCCCUGGUACAACAAGAAGCAGAUCGGAGGUUGGUCACAAUCCUUCGGGUCAUUUCUAGGGCAAAAGAAGACACUUCUGACAUUUGCAACGGUAAGGGGUGGGGCCCACGAAGUCCCCUUCACAUCUCCAUCUCAGGCCCUCACAUUGUUCCGAUCCUUCCUCAACGGAUCCCCACUUCGUCAACGCGAGUGAUAUACAUGCUGCAUUUCUCCCCCAUUUAAUCUUCAGUAAUCUUAUUGUCAACAUUAUAAAUUUGAUCUUUUCACGCGAGGUACGAUGUAUUGUAUAAUAUGAGAGAUGAAUAUGGUGGAUUCAAACUUGAAUAAUUUAUCAUACAUUAUAGAGACAACUGCACCAACUGCAGAGGAUUCCAUCCAGUAAUAAGAUCUUAGACACAUUUGAAUUGCUUCA
Molecule: messenger RNA, 1651 nt
Organism: Punica granatum (pomegranate)
Lineage: Eukaryota; Viridiplantae; Streptophyta; Magnoliopsida; Myrtales; Lythraceae
Source: RefSeq, a predicted model, not a curated record